AUGGCUCACGUUGCAAUCCGGCGACAGCGGGAGGAGGAGCAGCGCGCUCGUGAACAGGCCCAAGCUGUGGAGAAGCGUAUGCGAUUGGCUGCUAACUUUGAGACACGGAGUGAGAAGGUUUAUGAACAAAAAGAUUUAAUGCGACGCCUCGAUCUUGUGCGUGCCAAACACGAUGAUGCCCUCGUCGCCCGCCGUCAACGACUUGCUGCAAUGCUCCUACGAGAGAAGGAAGAACAUGAGGCGAUGUUAAAUAAUCUCACAGAGACGGAUGAGCAGCGACGUGAUCGGCUUAUUCGGAAAGCGCGCGAACUGCGGGCCCAACAGCAGCAUCACCUUCGUGUGGAUGCUCAGAAGCGGCAUGAACGUCUCUUUCGUGAAAAGAUUGAUUGCCUUCGCCUUGCGGAGAGUCGUUUGAGGGUCAUGCAAGUUGCUAAUGCCCGCUUUGAACAACUUGCAUUAGCAGAGAGACGCAAGGAGGAGCAGCAGCGGGAGGAGGAAUUCUUUGCGCAACAACGGGUUGAGGAGAAUCGGCUUGCGAAUGAGCGAGCUCAGAAGGACUUAGAGGAGGAUUACAUACGAAAGCAGGCUGUUGUAAAGGCGCUAGCGGCACAAGUAGAGGGGAAUAAAAUGCGGGCGGAACAACACCAACUGGAGGUUAAGAAAGAGAAUGAAGCCUUCUGUCGUGCUGUAGAGGAGGAGAGAGCGGCGGAGGCUCAGAAGAAGAUGGAAGCCCGCAUCGCCCGAGCAGCACUCGCAAAGGAGAUGAGUGAAUUCAACGAGCAGUUGCGCACUGCGCGGCGGCAGGAAUAUGAACGACUCCAAAAGGAAGACAGGGAAGUGCUUGACCGAAUGCUGGCAGAAUUGGCGGAGCAAGAGCAGGAGGAAAAGCGGCGUAAACAUGAGCUGCGUGCGAAUGCCAGGUUGCAUCUGAAGGAAGUUGAGAGGCAGAUGAACCAGCGCAAGGAGGAUAUGGAAAACUUAGACAAACUGUGGGAGGAGGAGAACAACAAGGUGUGGGAAAAGCGCGAGGCCCACUGGCGUGCGGAUGAGGAGAAACGGCGUAAACUCCUGCGUAAUGUACUUAUCGUACGCCGGCAGCAGGUUCUGGACAAACGGCAACAGGAGAAGGAGGCAGUAGAGAGAGCUGAAGUAGAGAGACAAGAGUUCCGUAAUAUGAUUGCGGGGUUGGCUGAUAUUGAUGCAAUGGAGCGAGCGCAACGUUUUGCAGUGGCAAAGGAAAACCAAAAGUACCUCGAGUCUCAGGUGCAACGGCGCAAUGCAGAGAAGGAGGAGGUGCGAAUGGCAAUGAAGACAGCGCUGACUGCUGAGCAAGAGAAGGAGAAGGUACAUGCAGAGAGAAUCAAGAGGGAAAUAGAGAACUUAGAGCGGGCAAAACCGGAGCGUUACAAGGACGUGCCGCUGUUGCCCCGGCAACGAUUCCCACCAAUCUAG
Molecule: messenger RNA, 1452 nt
Organism: Trypanosoma brucei brucei TREU927
Lineage: Eukaryota; Euglenozoa; Kinetoplastea; Trypanosomatida; Trypanosomatidae
Exons: 1
Coding region: 1-1452 (483 amino acids)
Source: RefSeq, a predicted model, not a curated record